Messenger RNA from Stylophora pistillata, 1506 nucleotides. RefSeq lists its product as uncharacterized. Lineage: Eukaryota; Metazoa; Cnidaria; Anthozoa; Scleractinia; Pocilloporidae. Gene Ontology annotation, cellular component: nucleus. The record is from RefSeq and is a predicted model, not a curated record. Gene Ontology annotation, molecular function: protein binding; transcription cis-regulatory region binding. Gene Ontology annotation, biological process: positive regulation of transcription by RNA polymerase II.
AUGAACCCAACUCGAGAAAAUCAAAAUCAUUUUCAAGGCUUGCCUGAGUUUCAUUAUGCAGCGCUGUUGGGAAAAACAGAAUUACUGCAAAAAUUGUUAUCUACAGGUAACACGAUUCUACCCAGCGUUGACUUGUAUGGCAGAACAGCUUUGCAUAUAGCCGCUUCUCACGACGUUUACAAGAGUCUUGAAGUACUGUGCAGAAGUUGCUCAAAAGGUAAAAAGAUCCUUGAUCAGAAAGACAACUAUGGUUACACGGCUCUGCAUUACGCGGUCCAGGGAGCAAACACCUACAGCGCCAAGUUGUUGCUUGAUUCAGGAUGUGAUGUGAACCCUAGCCAGUUUUCUCAAUACACUCCGCUUCACCUUGCUGCCUCAUAUGGUUACCCUGAACUGGUAGCUGUCCUCUGUAAUCACGGCGCGAAUGUCCACGCGCGGAGCGCCACCCAGGAAACACCGUUUCAGAUGGCGGCGAGAUCUGUAUGUGCUUUUGAAAGCCAAGGGAAAAAGUGCGAGGUUUUCUGUCUGUUACUUUUCAAAGUUAACUACACUACCCUGGCGCUUUUACUCAAGUUUGGUUCUGAUGCAAAUUUGAGAGACAACAAUGGUGUAACACCACUUCAUUAUGUCGCAAUGUACUGUGAAAAUAAAGAUGUGCUGCCCUCUUGUAACUCGAUUCUAGCCAGCGUUGACUUGUAUGGCAGAACAGCUUUGCAUAUAGCUGCUUCUCACGACGUUUACAAGAGUCUUGAAGUACUGUGCAGAAGUUUCUCAGAAGAUAAAAAGAUCCUUGAUCAGAAAGACAACUAUGGUUACACGGCUCUGCAUUACGCGGUCCAGGGAGCAAACACCUACAGCGCCAAGCUGUUGCUUGAUUCAGGAUGUGAUGUAAACCCUACCCAGUUUUCUCAAUACACUCCGCUUCACCUAGCUGCUACAUAUGGUUACCCUGAACUGGUAGCUGUCCUCUGCAAUCACGCCGCGAAUGUCCACGCGCGGAGCGCCACCCAGGAAACACCGUUGCAGAUGGCGGCGAGAUCUGGUAUCCGAAUUCGGGAAAGAAUGAAGGUUCACUACACUACCCUUGCGCUUUUACUCAAGUUUGGUUCCGAUGCAUAUGUGACAGACAACGAUGGUGUAACACCACUUCAUUAUGUCGCAAUGUACUGUGAAAUUAAAGAAUGUGCUGCCCUCUUGUGCGGAGCUGGAGCUAGCGUGAGAAACUGUAACCAUGGUAAGGUCACCGCUGUCCAUGUUGCACGACGUGCGGAGGUUCACAAUUUUCUCAAGCAACUGGAGACCAUUCCUUUAAGACUUGAACAUUUGUGUCUACUGGUUUUACGACAGGGACUGGGAACGAAUUUUAAAGACAAGACGGAAUACUUACCUCUCCCCAAGCCCCUUAAAGACAAACUACUGUUUAAGAAACUUCCAAGGAUUGUGUGAAGGAUGUGAACGAUCCCUGUCUUGUUUCGAAGGGAGUGCGGUAGAGUCUGACUUCAAGGG